Erpetoichthys calabaricus (reedfish) is the source of this 1149-nucleotide messenger RNA. It is a transcript of the gene trappc6bl, whose product is annotated as trafficking protein particle complex subunit 6B, like. Lineage: Eukaryota; Metazoa; Chordata; Cladistia; Polypteriformes; Polypteridae. The record is from RefSeq and is a predicted model, not a curated record. The transcript is spliced from 8 exons. Gene Ontology annotation, cellular component: TRAPP complex; trans-Golgi network; cis-Golgi network. Bases 141 to 626 code for a protein of 161 amino acids. Gene Ontology annotation, biological process: regulation of GTPase activity; endoplasmic reticulum to Golgi vesicle-mediated transport.
CAGGACUCAGGCUGAAAGCCUGCAGCGCGACUGCCAUGCGCGCUCCCUGACAAAAGCGCGAAGUCGCGCGUCCUUCUGGCAGGUUUGUCCCUCGGCGGUGUCCGUAACCCGGAAGAGGCGCGCAGGAGAGACGCGGAGCAAUGGCUGACAACAUUUUCUUUGAGUUCCUCCACAUGGAAAUGGUGGACUAUGUGUACAAGAUGGACGUGAGCAGAGAGGAGCACGAGCAGGUGAAAAUGAACGCCAUCUCAACGUUGGAGAACAUGGGAUUCCGAGUCGGACAAGGGCUGAUUGAAAGGUUCACCAAAGAUACGCCAUCCUUCAAAGAUGACCUGGACGUCAUGAAGUUCCUUUGCAAAGACUUCUGGGUAAAUGUCUUCAGAAAACAAAUCGAUAACCUGAGGACAAACCACCAGGGCACCUAUGUCCUGCAGGACAGCAAAUUCAGUCUCCUCACCCAGUUCUCAAACAGGAAGCAGUACCUGUUGGAGGCUCCAAGGUAUUUGGCAUACACCUGUGGAAUGGUGAGAGGCGCCCUUUCCAAUCUGGGAGUUGACAGCAUUGUGACAGCCGAGGUCUCGCUGAUGCCCGCCUGUAAAUUUCAAGUCGUAAUUCAGAGAUCCUAGAAGACGCAUCUCUUCGACAAGCUUUGCACAUCCUUGAAGAUUCUGGGCACCUUUGUCAGUGGUCUUGUCGGGCAAUGAGAGGAGAUGCAGGCUGAUAGAUGCCAACCUGUGCCACCAUUGCCAUCCCGCACGUGUUCAGCACGAUGGUCGUAGUGGUAGUGGUGGCUGUCCCCAGGAUUCCAGUGGAUUUGGCCACCACAAAUCUGACCAGCGGUGCCACCCCUCAGAGUGGACGCCUGCUCCUUUGUUUUUCUUUUUGUCUCCUUUACAUUUGGUGUUGCCAAGUCCACAGAUGCACGUGUUUGGCUGUUGGGUGGGGUCUCGGCCCCCAAUUUCAAUUACUUUCAUAUCGAAACGACAAGAUGUGCAAAAAAAAAAAAAAAGAGGCCAUCUUUCAGGGCAGUGGAUUUCCGCAGGGUAUUUUUUUAUGAAAUUAAUUUAUAUUAUUAGACGUCCUUCAGAUGACUGGCUUCUGUCAGAUGCUGUCACAAAUAAAAGCCACUUUAGUUUUGGAACACGGCCA